AUGAGUUCUAAAAAACCUGACGAGGAAAAGCUGCCAGAUGGUUGGGUUUUAUGUACUUCCAAGUCUAAUCCAGGAAGAAAGUACUAUUUCAACAAAAAAACGGGAAAAUCCCUAUGGACGCAACCACAGCCAACAGAUCAUAAAGAUAAAAAAGUGGGAAAAAGAGAUCAUCAAAAAUUGGAAAUAAAUCGAUCUGACGAAGUUGUACGAAGAGGGAACAAAAGAAAAAGUGAUGGCAUUGAAGGGUCUUCAGCUAAUAAAAAGCAAAGGCCAGAACAAUCAGACCGUAAAAAAUAUUAUUCUGUGCAAAAGAAAGAGACUCAUAGACGUGAAAAUGACCAAAGUACACAUACUCCUAAGACUCCCUUAAAAUCAACACACAACAAACAUCAGCCCUCAACAUCAUAUCAAAACAAAAAAGGUAAGAAAAGAUUGGCUAAAAAUAUAGCAAGCACAAGACUUGAAAAUCUGAAUGCAAAGCUACAUAAAGAAGUUCAGGAAGAAGAAAGUGCUCACUCUCUGAAAAGAAGAAGCUCAAAUGAUCCUUCAAAAGCCACAGACAAAAGCCCUAAUGAUAAGGCAAACCAAUCGCCAACCCAUGACAACAUACACUCUAUUCCUUCAACAUCCCAGUUUUUCACAGCAAAUAAAAUAAUAUCUUCUAUGAAAGCACAGUUACCUGAGAAAUUUUGUAAUAAUGACAAGCAGAAAGAUACAUUUGCUGAUAUUGAGAAGGGCAUUUGUAAUCAAACACCAGAAUAUCCAUUUUCUAAGCACCCGGCUACACCACCACAGUUUUCAGAAGCAAGUAAAUUAGUAUCUGCUAUCAAAUUAAAAUUAGGUUACAAAAUAAAUACUCCAAAAGAUACAAACUGUGUUUCGAAGGAAAUAGAAACAAGUACCUCAUUAAAUAGCAGAGUGUUAGAAAGUUCAAAUUCUGAAGCAAUGGAAGUUGAGGAUUUUCGGGAGCCCAAAGAGACACAGAUAAAUCCACAGAGAGACAAAAAUGAUAAAGAUAUUGUACUUGUUGUUGACACAAAUAUAUUUAUACAUCAUUUGGAUAUAAUUAAAAAUGUACUAAAUUCACACUUGAGAGGUUACAGUGAACAGCCAAAUCUAUUGGUUCCUUGGCGGGUGAUAAAUGAGUUAGAUCGUCUAAAGGAUAAUAAUAAUGGUAACAGUUCUUUGUCCAAACGAGCGAGAGCAGCCAUGGAUUACUUGUAUAAGUCCCUGCCAGUUAAUACUAGGAUCAAAGGUCAAUCACUUAGAGAUGCGAAUUGCCAUAUUUAUCCAUGUGAAAUGCCCGAUGACGAAAUAUUAAACUGUGCCUUACAGCAAGUGGAACGUAAUAAGAAUGUGCUUCUCAUAUCAAACGAUAAAAACCUAUGCAAUAAGGCGGAUAUAAAUUCAGUUGAAUAUAUAGAAAUUGAUUCGCUUAAGGAUAUGUUGGAGAACAAACCUCAGCCGGCCUCAGAUGAGUUGUAUGCGAGUUUUGUUCAUGCCAGUGAGAUUGUGUACCCGCUACUGGCUAAUAUAUUAGAGAGCGAAAUGCGAGCGAAAUAUGACAAUCUGUGGCAAUAUGUGAUAAUAAAAGCGCCUCCAUGGACAUUAGACGAUGUUCUACAAUGUCUCCUCAAACAUUGGAUUGCUGUAUUUAAUGAAGUCUUUCCGAGAAUCGAACCCCUUAUUACUGAUCUGAAAAACACGCUUUCGACUUUGCAGAACAAGAACGCAAAAACAAUUACCCAAUCUGAAGUGUCAACGUUCAAAGAAUUGUGUCUAGAUAUCGCUAAGCGAUGUCAGAUAAUACCUGAAUACAUGGAAUUGGCUAAAACCUGCGUGGAGCAACUGUCGCGCGACUGUGCGAGCGAGACGGAAGACAACACGGACUCCGUUGUCGACACUUUAGAGUGUCUAUGGACAGUUUGCUCUAGUUAUUGUGCGAAGCUAGCGACCUCGGCCGACAUCGCUCACAAUUUAGAGGACAAAAUGCCGGAAAAUGAAUGUCUGCAAUCACUUAGCGUUAAGUGGAAUAUAUUUUCAACAAAUAUUAACUCCAUUGCGAGAGAUAUACAACGUGUAUUAUCUGCAGAAGAAAGUAUUAACAUGAAAGAGGACGCGUUGAGUGAACUCGAGAAAUCCUUGAGCGAGUCUUUAACUACGCUGAGUUUAGACAAAACUAUAUCCAGGAAUCAACUAAGGAUAUUCUGCAAUAAAUACAGAAACAUGCUUCAGGAGGCGUCAAGCAAAUUCUCGCAGUUAAGUGAGCUUCUUAUAGUUUGUAAGGAAAAAUUGUCGCAUUGA
Molecule: messenger RNA, 2304 nt
Organism: Pieris macdunnoughi
Lineage: Eukaryota; Metazoa; Arthropoda; Insecta; Lepidoptera; Pieridae
Source: the annotation of a GenBank genome assembly